UGUCUUCCUACUAAACUUCAAUCAUAUGUUUAUUUAUGUAGGUUGUUCUAUAAUUUAUGAUUUGAUUGGGUGGUAUUUGUUGAGUGUUGAUUUCAAGAACGGAGUCUGCGGAAUGCUGCAUAAUAUUAUUAUUUUUUGAUUUGUGUUUACUCAAGACUUUCUUAUAUAAAGAUGGCGCCAAUGCGUGGUGAGCGAGGUGGUUCCCCGGCGCGCGGAGCACGCGCUUCUCUCCCGCUUCCCCGUCGCAUCAUCAGACAGAUCGCACGACAUGUCGCCUCCAGCGGGCGUUCGCUGCGACGACUUGAAGUCUCAGGUCGUGUCAUAGACAACUUCGACGAUAUCGACGACGGUUCGGAUGGUUCGGAUAUGGAGACGCAGACUGCAGUGGCAUGUGGAGGGAACGCUGGUAAUCUGCCGCCGCCUGAUCAUGAUGACGACCUCACCAGCCUCAGCUGGCUACAGGACAAGAAUUUGCUGAGAGGUAUAAAUCUUACAAAGAACGACAUUGAGGAAUCAAAAUUGAUAGGCAGUCAUGUUGUCAUCAAAUCAGAGCCGUCAAAGACCCCACCGCCUAUAUGCCGCAUACCGUCGCCCCCUCGGACACCGUGCAAGGCGCCCCCCUCCCCUCCAGUACACACCAAACCCCCCUACUCAUUCUCCUGUCUGAUAUUCAUGGCCAUAGAAGCGGCACCCACUAGAGCGCUCCCGGUUAAGGAGAUAUACGCCUGGAUUAUACGACAUUUCCCCUACUUCCGACACGCGCCUCAGGGUUGGAAGAACAGUGUGCGACAUAAUCUGUCGCUGAAUAAGUGUUUUCACAAGGUGGCCGCUGCGCCCGGUCUAGGCAAAGGCUCACUUUGGACAGUUGACCCGCAACACAGGUCGUCGUUAUUACAGGCUUUCGGUCGUCAGCCGCUAAUGCCGCUUGAGGUCGUAUCAAGCCCCGAGCGGGCGGACGUGACGGAUCGGCCACAAGGGGCGGAGCGGGCACAGGGGGUGGAACGGGCACAGGGGGCGGAGCGGGCGCAGGGGGCGGAGCGAGCGGCGCCGUCCGCAGACGAGUACCUCGCCGCCGCCACCGUGCUGGCCAUGAAAUACGGCCCCGCUGUUAUGGAUCAGCUGCCCCCCGAGGCGCACCUGGUGAUAUCGCGGUGCGCGCGUGACGAGCACUCGUACAGCGGCGGGGAGGAGCGGCGCACGGCGGAGGCGCUGCUCAACCUCGCCGGCCUGCCCACCACCAGCUAGCCCGCCCACCAGAAACGGCGGCAGAAAUGGUGAUAACGCGGGAGCCGUAACACCGGGCAGAAAAUGUAAGUCUUCCUAUAGAAAGCCACGCUUUUAAUCAAACGACAUUAGUUAAUUUCCCUUUUUGCGAUUAUGAACUAUUUAUUUAAUUUAUAACGUCUAGUAUAGUUUGUUGGUCCUUUUAAGCUCCCGGGGUUCGUUUACCUAUAGGUAGGUAUCGUUUUAAGAUAAUUUUAUAAAUUUGGCAUCGUCUGCUCAAAUUUUUUUUUAUGAUAAGUUUUAUAGUUUUUAAUUUGUAUGUAAUAGAUUGGGCCUAGCCCGCUCAGUGAGUGAUGUUUGACAUAUAUGUUCGUAGAACAAAAGUUAUAUAUGCUGCAGACAAUUAUUGUCUAUGAUUUAAUAGACAAAGAUUACCAUUCUCUAGUCCUAUAAAGACAACAUUAAAUUUCAAUAAAUUCUAUCUAGAAAGUUUAUAUUUCUGUAUAAUGGCAUUAGUUAAGUUCAAACUAUUACACAUCACGUGAGAAUUCUUAUGUAAUAUAAAGUUCUGUAGCUGUAAGUGUGAACAAGCCUUAAUAUAAAACUAUUAUAACAAGCCUAUAAUAAUUAUACUGAUCUACUGCUUAUAACGGCGAAAAAAUUGUUGACUCUAAAAAUCGUCGUAUAUUAGACUCGUCGACUUUUGCCAAAUGUAAACUUGGCUUCAAAAAAUGUUUUUUUUUAUUUAAGUACAUGAAAUGUAUGUUACCAAACCUUUGUAUUGUGUCUAAAUUUUAGUAUGCUCUUCUUGUUCACAUUUACAAUAGAUAUUGUACAAAUGUUGCUUUUUAAAGAAUCUAUAAUAAUAGAAAACUUAAUAGUGAUAGUUGUGAUACAUUUAAACAAUAAUAGUGAAAAUAGUUCUGCAUUUAGGUUCUUCAUAAAGUAGGUAUAUUAGGUAACUAUUUUUAUGAUUAGUCCUUUCUGUAUAUCCGACUUUUCAUUGCCCACUAUUGCCAGUAGCCAUAUAAAUUACUUUGCCAGGUCGAUUGCAAGGUCAUAAAUAAUGGAAAUGUCAUUUACCUGGCAAUAUUAUAAAUAUGAAAUUGCUAAAUCUGACUCAACGGAAUGGUUAAAUCAAUUUUAAUUUAUUGUUUAAAUAAUAAACUGUUGUCAUUUUAAUGACAUCAGAUCGUUUACAAAUACAGGGCUCACUGGAAAUGAAAUCAAAUGUUUUUAGUGAUAAUGUAUCCUAUAGAAUAAGCUGUAAGCAUAUUUUGUGUUCAUGAUCAUGUGAUUGCUUAAUAUAAGCAUAAUAUUAUUAUAUCCCAUAAUCUAAUCA
This is a messenger RNA of Aricia agestis (brown argus), 2566 nucleotides long. Its product is annotated as forkhead box protein N3-like. The transcript has 9 exons. The record is from RefSeq and is a predicted model, not a curated record. Lineage: Eukaryota; Metazoa; Arthropoda; Insecta; Lepidoptera; Lycaenidae. Gene Ontology annotation, cellular component: nucleus. Gene Ontology annotation, biological process: regulation of DNA-templated transcription. Bases 172 to 1245 code for a protein of 357 amino acids. Gene Ontology annotation, molecular function: cis-regulatory region sequence-specific DNA binding; DNA-binding transcription factor activity.